UCAUUUUCAUACACAAGUUCAGCCGGCGGCUUUGACUUAACAGUCGAGUAGUUGCCUGACUUUGUCUGUCUGAUCGUGUGAAAGUGUUAGCAGGCGUGAUUAAUUUAAAACAAAAACGCCACGUACAUAAUUAUUUAAAACAUGGCUGGAAACAACAGCAGAAAAUUGUUUAAAUACAUAACCGAACUUAAUGUUAUUAAACCCCGAAAUUAUGCAACUGCAAAGAGGGUUGUGGCUAAAAACCCUGUUGUUGAAAUGGAUGGUGAUGAAAUGACCCGCAUCAUUUGGUCAAUGAUCAAAGAGAAACUUAUAUUCCCCUAUGUCAAGUUGGACUGCUUGUACUAUGACUUGGGGCUGCCGCACCGAGAUGCCACUAAUGACCAAGUCACUAUUGAUGCUGCUCAUGCUAUCCUUAAGCACAAUGUUGGUAUCAAGUGUGCUACCAUUACUCCUGAUGAACAGCGAGUUGAAGAAUUCAAGUUGAAAAAGAUGUGGCUGAGUCCUAAUGGUACAAUUCGUAACAUACUCGGCGGUACUGUGUUCCGUGAGCCCAUCCUUUGCAAAAGCAUUCCCCGCGUCGUCCCCGGGUGGACUCAAGCUAUGGUUAUUGGUCGUCACGCGCAUGGAGACCAGUACAAGGCACAAGACUUGGUUAUACCUAAGGCAGGAAAGGUUGAAUUGGUCUACACAGCUGAAGAUGGAACUGUAGAGAGGCGGCCCUUGUACAACUUCAAAAGCCCUGGAAUUGCUAUGGCCAUGUACAACACCGACGAGUCCAUUCGCGCGUUCGCUCACUCCAGUUUCCAGGUGGCAUUGCAGAAGAAAUGGCCUUUAUAUUUGUCUACUAAGAACACAAUUUUGAAGCGUUAUGAUGGUCGUUUCAAGGAUAUUUUCGAAGAAAUUUAUCAGAGUGAUUAUAAGAAGCAAUUCGAAGAUGCAAAGAUAUGGUAUGAGCACCGGUUGAUCGACGACAUGGUUGCGCAGGCCAUCAAGGGCUCGGGCGGGUUCGUGUGGGCGUGUAAGAACUACGAUGGUGACGUCCAGUCGGACGUGGUAGCACAGGGCUACGGUUCGUUGGGCAUGAUGACAUCAGUUCUGAUGUGUCCGGACGGUCGCACGGUGGAGUCCGAGGCUGCUCACGGCACGGUGACCCGCCACUACCGCAUGCACCAGCAGGGCAAGCCCACCUCCACCAACCCUGUGGCCUCUAUCUACGCCUGGACCAGGGGCCUCAUACACCGUGCCAAGCUCGAUGACACUCCUGAACUCGAGAAGUUCGCACUGGCACUUGAAGAUGCUUGUGUUGAAUGCAUCGAUAGCGGUAAAAUGACGAAAGACUUGGUGAUUUGUAUCCACGGACUGAAGAAUACUAAAGAAGGCAUGUACUUACAUACCGAAGACUUCCUCCUAGCUAUUGCUGACCAACUCGAGCGCAAGUUGUCUUCCAAGUAAACGUAUUUAAGUAUCAAUCAGUGGUGAAACGACCUUGAGUCUUUGUCUUAACGUUUCUAUUAUUACUGAUCAAUGAAGAUCUAGACUAGAUAGGAAAUUUAUACCUUUUCAGUUGAUCUACAUAUAUUUUUAAGUAAUCCAAUUUUUAUCGUACAUUGCAAAGUGUUUUGAAUCUGAACAAAUGUGGGACAGUUAUGCAAUUUUGUUUUUAAUAAAUAUAUGGAAAGAGUAAUUAACAAAUAUGUGAGUGAAAACAAGAUUAAGAUUGAUUGUUUUAUAACGUAAAACAGCGGUUUUAAUGUAGGUAAUUAACAGAAGUAUUUCAGAGUUAAAAUGUGGUGCUGGUUGUUCAUGGAGUUUUUAAGGACAUUUAGAUGUAAAAUUAGGUAUUUUGGAUUUUAUUUGCAUUUUCAAUUGUUUUGUUGAAAUUGGAUCGAUCGGAUGGCCGAGUCAUGCAUGCAAUGUUCCUAUUAACAAACAAUAAUGAAUACAGACCUGAUUUUGAGAAAUAUAAUGAGCGCACAAGUAUUAGAUAUGAUUAAGAAUUUGUAUUUUUUAUUAAUAGGUGCAUUCAUGUGAAACAGUGAGACUGAUAAACGGCCAUAAUGGGAAUUGCGUAUUAAAUUUUAAUAAUACUCUUUUAAUAAAGUAGCAGCCUUUUGUUAGAAGGAUCACCAUUAAUUUGCGAUGUCAAUAAUGGUACCAACAAGGAGUUAACAUUGUAUGAAGUUUUAUUAUCCCAGUAAAUAUAUUUGUAGACAUUAUACAUUUGUUAAGGUAACUUUAUAUAUGUGAAUAUUUUUGUAACUGCAUGAGAUUUAUGGAGAGAUAUAUGUAUACGCUUAAGCUCAUCACAAUCAAAAUCAAUAUGUAUUUUAUUAAUAAAAUCAUUUAUUUCAAA
Molecule: messenger RNA, 2353 nt
Organism: Trichoplusia ni (cabbage looper)
Lineage: Eukaryota; Metazoa; Arthropoda; Insecta; Lepidoptera; Noctuidae
Product: isocitrate dehydrogenase [NADP] cytoplasmic-like
Exons: 9
Coding region: 142-1452 (436 amino acids)
Biological process (GO): isocitrate metabolic process
Cellular component (GO): mitochondrion
Molecular function (GO): isocitrate dehydrogenase (NADP+) activity; magnesium ion binding; NAD binding
Source: RefSeq, a predicted model, not a curated record